This is a messenger RNA of Laetiporus sulphureus 93-53, 828 nucleotides long. RefSeq names its product heat shock protein 30. The record is from RefSeq and is a predicted model, not a curated record. The coding region runs from base 1 to 828 and encodes 275 amino acids. NCBI's taxonomy places the organism in Eukaryota, Fungi, Basidiomycota, Agaricomycetes, Polyporales, Laetiporaceae. The transcript has 4 exons. Gene Ontology annotation, cellular component: endoplasmic reticulum; plasma membrane.
AUGGGUAACAACGCGUUGAAAGACAACCCCCCCGGUGCCGACCUUCACAUCUCCACCAAUGCCUCCGACUGGCUGUGGGCAGCGUUCUGCGUCCAAGCGGUGUCCCUUCUUGUCAUGCUCGUCUUUAACUUUGCGCGCCCUCGUGGUACUCGUCUCUUCCACCAGCUGUCCCUCAUCAUUUUGAUAGGGUUCUCGGUCGGAUACUUCUCGAUGGCAUCUAAUCUUGGUUACGCCCCGGCCCCGGUCGAGUUCCGUGGCCACGGCGACAAGCCGACUCGCCAGAUCUGGUAUGUGCGCUACAUCGUGUGGACCGUCACAUUCCCGCUUUCGGUGCUCGAGCUCCUCCUUGCAACGGGCCUGUCGCUGUCGGACAUUGUUACGACCUGUUUCAUGUGCAUCGUUGUGAUCGUUAUGGGCCUCGUCGGCGCAAUCGUUCUCAGCACGUACAAGUGGGGUUAUUUCGUCUUUGGUAUCGCCGGCCUCUUCUACGUGUGGUAUGUGCUGCUCUGGCACGGUGUCCGCACGCAGUUCCCGGGUGACGGUGUCCUGCGCCCCGGCUACAUUCAGGCGGCUGGGUGGUUCGCCUUCAUCCUCAUCACAUAUCCCAUUUGUUGGGCAUGCUCUGAGGGCGGCAACGUCAUCACGCCCUCAGCCGAGAUGAUUUGGUACGGCAUCCUGGACAUCUGCGCAGGCCCGAUCUUCCUGUUCUUCUACCUCUUCCGCCUCCACAACGUCGACUAUGCGACAUUCGGCUUCAGCUCAGGGAAAUACACCGACUCAGGAGCAGUAGUUGUGCCGAGCGAAAAGCCUCCGGUGAGCGCGGCGUAA